Molecule: messenger RNA, 1011 nt
Organism: Lasiodiplodia theobromae
Lineage: Eukaryota; Fungi; Ascomycota; Dothideomycetes; Botryosphaeriales; Botryosphaeriaceae
Product: Methyltransferase type 12
Exons: 3
Coding region: 1-1011 (336 amino acids)
Molecular function (GO): methyltransferase activity
Source: RefSeq, a predicted model, not a curated record
AUGGCGAACCCCACCACAACCACCCCCGCCGUCGCCGUCGACGUAGACCCCGAGUACAACGAUGAUUCGGACUCGACGCGCGGUACGAUCGACGACCAGCUCUCGUCAUUCACAGCCUCGGUUACCUCCAGCGUGACCAACUACCCGGUCCAGCACGGCCGCCGCUAUCAUGCCUACAAGGACGGCGCAUACAUCCUACCAAAUGACGACCGCGAGCAAGACCGCCUCGACAUGACGCACGCCAUGGCCACCACCCUCAUUGGCGAUAAGCUGUUCCUCGCCCCGCUGCCGGACGACUUUGCGGGCCGCGUGUUGGACGCUGGGUGCGGGACUGGGAUAUGGGCCAUCGCUAUGGGAGACACAUUUCCGGACGCCGACAUCCGUGGUGUAGACCUGAGUCCGAUACAGCCGUCUUGGGUCCCCCCGAACGUCCAAUUCCAAGUCGACGACAUCGAGCGCGACUGGGCCUACGGCGAGCACUUCGACUUCAUCUUCACGCGCUACCUCAUGUCCUCCAUCAGCGACUGGCCGCGGCUGGUGCGCAACGCCUACGCCAACCUCAAGCCCGGCGGCUGGGCCGAGUUCCAGGACUACGACGCCGUCAUCUACUCGGACGACGGCUCCUUCAAACCCGAACACGCCUUCCACACCUGGAGCACCACCUUCAACGCCGCCGCCCAGUCCUGGGGCCGCGACCCCUCGCCUGGCCCCAAGCUCGAGCAAUGGGUAAAGGAUGCGGGGUUCGUGAAUGUGCGGCACGAGGUGUUUAAGCUGCCGAUUGGCGGAUGGCCGAAGGAUAAGAGGAAGAAAGAGGCGGGGUUGUUCAAUUUGAUUCAGGUCUUGGAUGGGUUGGAGGGAUUUACGAUGAGGUUGUUUACGGACUUUCUCGGGUGGAAGGAGGAAGAGGUGAAGGUUUUUGUGGCGAAGGCGAGGGAUAAUUUGAAAGAUAGGAAGAUCCACAUGAUGUAUGAUUAUCAUGUGGUUUGGGGACAGAAGCCCGAGAGCAAAUGA